AGAGAUGACGCAACGCAUUGACGCUCCACAGUGGGAGCGCUUGCUGGACGUCGGGGGCUGUCCCGGGGUGAAGACUAAACAGAAAAAGGCGGGGAUAGUUUCAUUGUGUAGGCAGCAACCUGAAGAAAACAAACAUACCCGGGAACACGGUGCAGGGCGAGGAGACGGAACGAGGUCGGUAAAUGAAGCUAGCAGACAGUUAGCAUGGACUCUACAGGACAAUAUUCAUAACCUGGAUGAAUUCUUUACAUCUGUGGACACUUCCGGACUACAGGAAUAUUAAUAAGCCAGGAAAGGACGGGGGUUGAGCGUUUAGGACAGCCUACAGCUCGUCUGUGGGACGGGACACUUCUGACUUCAGGACGUCCGUCUGGAAUUAGUUCCCACUGAAGAACAAGAAUGACUUCUCCACAAAAGAAACGGAAAAGAGGAGAGGGACCCAAACGUCACCACUGUCAGCACUGUGACGAAUCCUUCAAAUCAUCUGGAUAUUUAAAGAUUCAUCAGAGAGUUCACACUGGAGAGAAUCUACACAGCUGUGAUCAAUGUGGGGCAGCUUUCACACUACAGUGUUACCUAAAAAUACAUCAAGGCAUUCACACUGGAGAGAAGGUGUACAGCUGUGAUCAAUGUGGGGCAGUUUUCAAACAACAGAGUCACCUAAAAAGCCAUCAACGCAUUCACACUGGAGAGAAGCCGUACAGCUGUGAUCAAUGUAGGGCAGCUUUCACACAACAGAGUAACCUAAAAAGACAUCAACGCAUUCACACUGGAGAGAAGCCGUACCGCUGUGAUCAAUGCCCAGAAGCUUUCGCAGUACAGAGUGCCCUAAAAAGCCAUCAACGCAUUCACACUGGAGAGAAGCCUUACAGCUGUGAUCAAUGUGGGGCAGCUUUCACACAACAGGGUCACCUAAAAAAACAUCAACGUAUUCACACUGGCGAGAAGCCGUAUAGCUGUGAUCAAUGUGGGGCAGCUUUCGCAGUACAGGGUACCCUAAAAAGCCAUCAACGCAUUCACACUGGAGAGAAGCCGUACUGCUGUGAUCAAUGUGGGGCAGCUUUCACACUACAGAGUACCCUAAAAACACAUCAACGCAUUCACACUGGAGAGAAGCCGUACAGCUGUGAACAAUGUGGAAAAACUUUUUAUCACAGUAAUAGCCUUAAAAAACACCAGCUCAUUCACACUGCCUCGUGAACAUGUUGUCAGAGCCAAACUGUGGCUACGACUACAUAUUAC
Sander lucioperca (pikeperch) is the source of this 1242-nucleotide messenger RNA. Its product is annotated as zinc finger protein 3-like. Gene Ontology annotation, molecular function: RNA polymerase II cis-regulatory region sequence-specific DNA binding; DNA-binding transcription factor activity. The record is from RefSeq and is a predicted model, not a curated record. The transcript is spliced from 4 exons. Lineage: Eukaryota; Metazoa; Chordata; Actinopteri; Perciformes; Percidae. The coding region runs from base 400 to 1200 and encodes 266 amino acids. Gene Ontology annotation, biological process: regulation of transcription by RNA polymerase II.